AUGGCGUCCACACUGACAUUCCUGCUGCUGCUGCUGCUGCUGGUCUCACUGGCGUCUGCGUCGCAUCACAUGGGAGGAAAAUCUCAUUUCACCUACAGAGGAAGAAACCCUGAUGGGACGUUUAGGGUGAGUCAAACAACUCUCAAUAAAUGACAACUUAAAUGAAUGAAACUCUGCAGAAAUCUUAUUUUUCUUUUCUGUUAUAUUCAGAUUAUCUCUGGUGCUGCUGUAUUUAAACACCAGAAAACAGCCAACUUUCUUUUUAGUCACCUAAAUUAAACAAAUGCUUUCUUUAAGUCUUUCAUGCAGUCAUUCUUUAUCUGCAUAAAUUUAUCAAUGCUCAUUUGCAAACACGUCAUGCAUUGUUGUUAAGUUUGUUAAUAUAUUUUUGUUUGUUCUCUUACAAAAAAAACUUCCAAUUUUUCCUCAAACUGUCAUUAACUACAUGUUGCAGAUUUUAAAAUGCAGUGGGGAAGAUGUGCCGUUUUUGUUUUUUGUAGAUAAAAAUUUAAUUAAAAUAUUUUCAGAGGUAGAAACUUGAAACAACUCCUAAAAAUGUGUCUUGGUGCUCAGAUUGAUUGGCUAAAGCACCUUGUAUAGGAUCUUUCUGUUUGUGUCGGUUUUGGCGCCCCCUGUGGACAGAGAGGCACCUCUUAUUGCUGGUUCUAGCAUUAUUUGUUCCUUUCAAAAUUAAUCUAAAAAAGGACUUUUCCUAACCACAGACUUGCUUUUUCCACAGGUGGACAUUUACAACCGGGACACCUACGACCGCUGUGUUUACUCGCACUACUGGUCCUGUUACCAGGGCAACUGUGGCAGUUUACAGUCAACCCCCUCUCAACAGAGUACCAUCAUUGACAACAGCACCAACGCUCCGUCAUAUGAAAGACUUUGGUGUGAAACUGAAAAAAUCGAAACAAGAAACCUCCCCAGUGACAAACCUUUUGUAAUGAGGUGAGCGGUUCGAUUGAUAUGCACCAUAACAAGAGUUUACUCAGUUUAUGAAUGCAUUUUUACAGUCAAAGAGGUUUUAAAAGCAUUUAGAGAUAGAAGUCCUCAAAUAAAAGUUUUAAGUCCAUAUAUAAGGCACCAGUUUUAAGUCAUAUUGAGGCACUACAACAGCGUCUUGGUUUGGGAAUCAGGUAAAACACACUUUGUGAUCUUUACACUUUGACUUAUUAUCUGAUGUACUGCACUGUUACAGUGAUGUAGACUGAAACCAUACAUGCCUUAUUAAAUCCAAUAUUUAAAAUUCUGUUACACACAAAGUACAUAUUACUUUUGAUUUGCCAACUAAGUCGUUCAUUUAAAGAGAAAUCUGUAGUCCAAAAGCACAGGACAGCUAUUUAUUUCUCUCUUAAGGGCAGCAGGAGCAGCAUCAUGAGUGUGGUGAGCCAAAAGGGAAAAAAAGAUGUAAAAAAAUUUUUGACAUAGUACACCACUCCAUUGGUGUGUUCUGUUGCUAUUUUAUCGAACACAAAUGCAGUCACUAAUUUUCCCAUAACUUAGCCGUUAUGAUUGUGAUUACAUCUGUCGUGUAAUUUUUGUGCUUUUCCUCAUUUAAACCAGGGCAGCAAGCUGUUGUUGGAUCCAAACACGAAACUCCGCCUCAAAUUGGAGGCUUCUGACUUCUGUGGAUUUGGGAACCAGAUCUGACACCGGAGAACCAAACAGAUCCCCGGACUUUGGCGCGUUGCCUCUCUUAAGGUUAGUCCCUGCUUUUGGCACAUAGACUAAAGAGCAUGGGCCGAACUUUUGGGACAGCUUCAGUUUGAUAGAGGCGUAUGCAUGAACAAGAAUAUCAAUCUUAAACAAUAUCAUCUAAGUCUGUUUGCCCAAUAUAGAGAAGUUCAGAUGACUGUGCCCGGUCUGCAGGUAUUAGCAAACUCAAAGUAAAGUGUUCAUGUGUCCAGUUUCAGUCACACGAACUAGCGUCCUCUAAAGUAAAUUCAGAGCAUUACACCACAGUGUCGUCUGCAUAAAAAGUGAAUAUUUGUAUUGGCCAUUUUGAUUUAUAGAAUUUGUAAAAAGAUAAAAAGCAGUGGUCUCAAAACUCCUUUUGUGACUGCAAGAGAGCUAGAGGUGCAGCGCUCUGCUUGCAUACCCAGAGUUUUGUUUGAUAGGUAAUUAUUAAACCAACUGACCACUUGUUGAGACAACCUUUCUUUGUAGGAAUAAUUGAUGGUCCACAGUAUCCGAAGCUUCGGUCAAUGUUUGUAAAGCUAAACCCAUCAUCAUUCAGAGAAAACUUGUAGUGAAACGACCAAACUUUUACCAUCAUGACUUUUUCAUCUGUGCCAUGCAAAUUGUCACUUGUCACUCACACGAUGUGUCACCUCUAGAGUUCCUCAGAACUGUCCACGGACCUACAAGCUGGUAAACUUUGACCCUGACGGUGACAAAGUUCGAUGCCGAUAUGGAAACAUCGCGAAUGUGGAGUGCGGCAGAUGUGACCGACCUUAUGGCUUCAACUUACAGCAGGUGAGUUUGACAAAAGAAAAAAAAUCAGUAAACACACUACAAAACUGUAAUCUGUGCUCACCAUAAUUUUUCAUACUGUCAGGACACCUGCACGUUACAAUACAACGGUCGUGGCAAGUAUGACUACAGAAGUUAUGGCCUUGAGAUGAUGGUGGAGGACUUCCCACAAAGAAGUAUCACUCUCACCUACUCAGACGGAUCCAGGUCUGUCAGAUCUCCCCCCUCAAUGAGGUGGAAGAGGGCAUCCCACUUUGGUACAACCUCUUAUUGGAGGUAUAGUAGAACAACUACAGCAGGAACAAGAGCUGGAUGGAGAGCAACAUCUGCAACACCAACUACAUGGGGACCAACAACUGCAACAGGAGCAACAUCAGCUGGAUGGGCAGGAUGGCCACGGUUUGGGACCACAACUCCGACACCAACCACAACCACAAGCCCAUCGUGGCAUUGGCCUCGUACCACAACCCCAUCAUGGUAUUGGCAUAGCACCACAACCCCAUCGUGGUAUCGUCCCCACACCACAACGUGGUAUUGGCCUCAUUACACAACCCCAUCGUGGUAUCGGCCCCGCACUACAACCCCAUCGUGGUAUUGGCCCCGCACUUCAACCCCAUUCUCAAUUUCAUAUUCAGCCCAGCCUCUCAGCAAACUUCCCCUCCAUUUCUCCUUCCUUGGUAAGUCAGGCUUCACUCCUUUCAUCGAUGUCUGACUGUAUUUUUCCUGCUUAACCUAAUCGGAGACAUAAAACCUUUACCUCAUUUUUACAUGGUCCAUUUUCCUUAACUACAAGAAGUUAGAAUUGUGGCUAAGCUUCUGUUUCAGGAGGGAAAACCUUUUACAAAGUGGAUGCAGCUUGGUGUAACAGCUUAUAUCUGUUUCCUUUUACUCCAGUGGACCAAUCUGUUCCUUCCUGUACGCCGGGGCUCUACCUGCCACAGCUUGUCAGCCCGACGCCUAGAAACGAAGCGCACAUUAGUGCAGAGGUCGGCAAAGAAGUGGAAAUCAAAGUUAAAGCACAGUCAGCAUAUUCAACGUAAGUCUAUUUGAUGUGGCAGCAAACACUCGCAUAGUUUUAUCAAGUAAUAACAUGAAAUAUUUGGGUAUUUUGUUUUCAUGCAGGAUUGAAAACAUCAUCUUCAGUGGACCAAGGGGAACCAGAAAGCAAAAGACCAGCUAUUCUGACUUUGUCCUCACAUGGACACCAACUCCCGAUGACCUGGGGCAUCAUUACGUGCUCUGUUUCGCCGUGGAAGCAAAGAGAGGGUGGGUCUUUGUUUUAUAUAUGUCAGCUGUUCUGAGAGAGGUUUGCUUUUAACUUCUGGAAAACGAAAUCAAGAACUUAAAAGACAAAAGUAAGAAGAUCCAAAGACUACCACGUAAUGUCAAAUGACUUGUACAACUUUUUGCCCGUGCCAAUACAAAGACCUUUAGCAAACAGUCUGAAGGACACGGCUCAAAGUGAAUGAGUGACUCAACCUCUUAUUGCCAGUUAAGCGGCACACAAUGGGUUAAAAGAGCCAGUCAACAAGAUGGCAGUGUGCCACUACGGCUCAUGCCAAGACCAACAUGUCCAUGGUUAUCCGUUGGUGCCAAGUGCAUGGAAAGGCUCCAAGUGUUUAUUAAUUUUAUGUAAUACUUUUCAGGUCUAGCGUCUAUCAGACAGAGAUGAGGUGUGUCAUCCUGGAUGUUGGUGAGCAGCUAGGUGAGUCUCUUUCCUGUUUGAAGUACAAAGGCUACACACAACACACGCUCAAUGCUUUGUUGAAGUGACUGCUUUGGGUUUCUGACCAAUGAGUCUGUUAAAGGUAGUUUUAAUUCAUGGUUAGAGUAAAAGAUAUCAAGAAAAUGGAUUCACAGGUUAAGUGAUAACGACAACAAUGCAUCUAAAAAAGGCAGAAGAGGUAAACAGGAAGUUCUAACAAAAUACGAAUGCAAUUUUUGGAAUGAAAUACCAAAAAUGUCCAAAAGUCAAGAAAGUUUCAGUGCCCUCCUCACUUUUUUUGGAUUUCUUCGUUUUUUUCGGAUGGAUAAACAUCGAAAACAAACAUGACUCUGUGGUGGAAGUCACUGCAUAGGAUCAGAACCAUCUGUCUGAAUACAGUUUGUUGCUUCAUCCACAAAAGCAGGUUAAAACCAAUCCAUGUAAAGACAAAAACAUAGUGUAUAUAAGGAGAUUCCAGACUGUCAAGCAGCUAGACGUCAGGAAAAUCGUAAAAGCACGCAAAGUGAAAAGCUAAAUGUGACUUUUUUACGAAUGCAAAAUAACACUUUUUGAAUAUGUUUUUCUCUAGUUGAGGCCAAUGUGAUCUGCACAGAAUCCACAAUGAGAGUGGAAGUGGACAAAUCGACAUUCCCCCGACUCCAUGAGGAUCAUUUACGGCUCAGUGACCCCUCCAACAUCAUCUGCAGCCUGCAGACUCACUCCAACAGUACUCACGUCAUCGCCAUCUUCCCUCUGAACGCCUGCGGCACCCAGAUCGAGGUACGUCAGAGUUACCUGCAGCUCGAGUUGGUUGUUAUGUUUCUUUUUUGUUGCAGUUUGUGGACUGAUUGUGAUAUCUUAAACUCUGCAGGAGGACGACAAAUACCUAAAAUUCAAGAACGAAAUCACCACCUUCGAUAACCUGAGAGACGUGAUCACCAGGAAACACCUGCUGGAGGUUCAGUUCUACUGUCAGUACCCCAAACGAGGGAACGUCACUCACAGCUUCCGGGCUCACAGAGAAAACAUCACAGUGUGGGAGAAAGGCUUCGGCAAGUUCACGUACCAGUGCGAGUUUUAUCCCAAUUCUCAGUUCCACUUCAUGCUCAGUCCCAGCUCCUACCCUCUGGAGUACGACCUGGGGGAUCGCAUCUUCAUGCAGAUCGAGGCCACGUCUUCAGUCAACGACACUGUGCUGUUUGUGGAGUCCUGCAGUGCUGCACCCUAUGACAACCCCAACUACAAACCAGUCUACCCCAUCAUCCAGAAUGGGUAAGAGUGAUUUAUGCCCCCUAGUGGCUGUGCGUCUUUAACACCUACACCUCGAACUCUGUGCGCUCUCUCAGGUGUGCUUUUGGCACCAAAUUACUCCUCCUCUAUACGGCUCCUGUUUGGAGCUGCAAAAUUACAAAGACAGUGUUUCAUAUCUUUGUUUUUCUCUACCUUUAGCUGCAAAGUGGACCAGACGGUUCAGAUCCACAGCACUGCGAAUGACAGACAGUUUAGGUUCAGCAUCGAGGCCUUUAAGUUCAUCGGUUUGCACGAUCAGGUGGGUAAAAAAGUGUCAUUGUUUAGAAUGUUUUUAAAGCUCCUGUGAGGAACUUUUGGUCUGUGUUGAUUUUGGUGCCCCCCUGUGGACAAAAGUAGUGUCUUUUCUUGGUAAUAUCUUCUUAAUCUAUAUCUGCAAAUAAAUGCAGACUUUUUUUUCAUAAACUGCAGCUACAGUUUUGUUGAUCUUCCCGCAUAAUGAAGGCGUGUUUUUUCUCCUCAGGUGUACAUUACCUGCUCAGUUUUGAUGUGUCGGUCAGGAAACCCCAACACCAGGUGCGCACAGGGCUGCAUCAACGGAAAUAACAUGCGCGGCAGGCGAAAGAGGGAAACUGUGGCCCAGAGCUCAGCUCACCUUGUUUCCCAGGGUCCUUUGCGGCUGAGGGGGUCAGCAGAGAGCAGAAACAGCUCAGGUAAGAAAACGCCAAACUCUGUCUGUACAGCACUCUCACUUUGUUUGAGAUCCGAGUUAAAGUCUGGACCAGGUCAAACUCAGUCUGUGUUUCUCUACUCUGCAGACAUGAACCUGAACCUGAACCUGGUUUUCGUCGUUGGAUGUCUCCUUGCAGCCGUGGGUAUGAUCAGCGGAGUGGCUCUGUAUAAAGCCAAAGUAUCCAGAGUCAAAUACCAGCCUCUGGCCACGUCUGAAAAUUAGGAUGGCGGCGUGAGCAGAAGGAGGAAUCUUUUUGAUCUUACUUGAAUCUAUUCAGAUGUUAGGAUCAUAUCUGUUCAGGGAUUAUUGGGUAUUUUCAUUUGUUGUCACUGUUUCCACAUUUAAAUGAAGGAAUUUCACGUCUUUGGACUUGAUAUCAGGUGUAAUGGCAAAUAGAAAACCUGAAGUAAUUUUGAUGAGAAGAUGAAGGAAAAGUGGGCAUUCAUCACUGCAGCUGCUGAGUGAUCAUUUUGAAGUGUGUGUGUGUGUGUGUGUGUGUGUGUGUGUUUUUUUUCUUACUGUCGUGGAAUAUUUCCUAACUUUGCACGUGUUUCACACUCACAUAUGAAAUCCUCUGAUUCAGUUAAAAUAUCUCACUAAAAAUGUCUUCUGUGAAACAUAAUAGUGAUUUUGCUGUGUUAAAAUCUGUCACAAAAUUCCCAUUAAAAUAAUGUGAUCAUGUAAAACGGUUUGAAAUGUAACUUUAAUUUAAUGCUCUGAAAUCAAAUAAACUUUCAAAAAUGUUGGGAUGUUGUUCUUCUGUGAAAGAAAUAUACUUAUUUAAAAUCCAACAAAAGGCAACAUGUGUCUGCUGGAUCUGAGGUGCAGGAUUUGUUUUGGUACGUGGAGAGGAGCCAUUUAUACGGUGGCCCUGAGGUGCAAAAAAUAAUGGCAAAUAAGAGAAUAAUAAUAAAAAAAAAAAGCACAACAGCAAAUAAGAAAACACAACACAAAAGAGAAAAAAUAAGAAAAGGCAACAAACAAAAAAGGAAGGACAACAGUACAUAAGAAAACAACACACACAGAAAAACAAAACAAAAGGAAAAACACAACUGCAAAUCAUAAAACACAAUGGCAACUAAGAAAACAAAAUAACCAAUUAAAAAACAACAGAACAAGAAAAAAAAACAACAACCAUGCAGAAAACAAAACACAAAAAGAGAAAACACAACACAAAUUUUAAAAAAAAGAUAGCGGCAAAUCAGUAAACACAACAGCAAAUCAUAAAACACAAAGGCAAAAAAAAAAUAAAAUACAACACAAAAAGAAAAAACACAACAACCAAUCAGAAAACAAAUCACAGAAAGAGAAUACACAACAACAAUUAAGAAAACACAAUGGCAACUAAGAAAACACAAUGACCAAUUAGAAAAUACAACACAAAAAAAAACACAGUGAUCAACUAGAAAACAAAACACAAAAAGAGAAUGCACUACAGCAAAUUAGAAAACACAAUGUCAAAAGAGAAAACACAGCGGCAAAUAAGAAAACACAACACAAAAAGAAAAAACAACAACAGAAGAGAAAACACAACGGGGAAUUAGAAAAUGCAACACACAAAAAAGGAAGGACAACAGCACAUAAGAAAACACAACACGCACAGAAAAAGAAAACACAACGGCAAAAGAGCAACAGUUAAUGUUGUUAUUUUUUCAGAUUUGUCAUUUUGUUUUCUCGCUUUGUGUUGUAUUUUCUGAUUUGCUGUUGUGUUUUCUCUCUUUGUGUUGUAUUUUCUGAUUUGCUGUUGUGUUUUGCACCUCAGGACCACCGUACAUUCAUGGUCACCUCAGGUUUGUUUGUUGUUCUGUUGUUUGGGUUGAGCUGCUGAAAAUUUAGCGACAUAGAGUGAAAAGUUAAUGCCAACAUCAGUAUAUUUGUGUCAUCAUCAGCCUAAAAGUGAGCGAUCACUCCCUGUAUACAGAUCGAAACUGUCUCAAAAUGGAGAGGGAGGCGGUGAAAAGGGGACAAGAUUCGUGUGAGGUUGUCUGAACUCUUUCUCCAGGUUAGACGAGCAGCUGUAGCUUCUCAUCACAACUGAGGACGACUGGAAAAUGAGCUGUUCUUACACAGGACUCACAUAAAUCUCUGUAGAGCUCAGCGCAGAAGUCACACCAGUCCUCCUGUUCCAUGUUCAGGCUGAAAACAGACACAAGCGCCCACCUCCUGACCUUCUGUACAUACACAGUCUUUGUUUAUGUUGUGAAGUCCAAGUCUGCUCUCCUCCAGGGUCACUAACAGGCCGGCUUUGUGUUGGAUCAUAAAUUAAGCUCAUCUCUUUGUAGGUCAGAGAUUACAUUACCCUCGUCAGGUGUAAUCUGAGUGCAGACCACCUCUCUCUAAAUAAACAUAAACAGCUAUAAACCAAUAUGUAAUCCCACGUCUGGCCAGUAGGGGAAGUCUGCCAGGGAACCAGCUUCAGACCCCUCAGAGAAAAUAAAAAAAACAUUCAAAUAUUUGUAAAGAGCAAAGAUCAGUGUCUUGAUUUUCUUCCUAACGUGUGAUUCAGUCUCUUUUUUUUCCCACGCCAUGCCAUGCUUGACUGUAAUCCACCGCAAAGUGAUCUAAUUGGCUGUAAUCUAAUCUGCUGUGAAUUUAUCCUCUCUAAUCCAAUCAAAACUGAUCUCACGUGUGCCACACUAUUUUGGCAGACUGCAGUUAUACAAAGUGUCUUUUUAAAGAUUGUUUCACUCGGGAAAAUUGGCGACAUGUGAAAAACGUUGAUAGAAACAGAACAUGACGGUUCACAAAGUCUGACUUGAAAAUGGUCCAAAGACGACGUCUGAAAUGUUGAAACUGAAAAACCUGUUUUAUCUCAAUAUGUGUACGCUCAUUAUUAUUUCUAGAGCAGAGCAUUUAUCUAUGAUUUCCAAAUAGAGUGUCAAAUUUUGAUUCAUCAGACCCUACGAUGGUCCUCCACUUUCCUGCAGUCCACCUUAAUUGGGCCCAGGUCUAGAGAAGUCUCUGGAGUUCUGGAUCUUGUUUCUAUCUUUUCCUCUUUUCAUGGUUCAGUUUUAACCUCAUUUGUUGAUGCAGCGAUGAACCGUGUGGUUUUUGGAAGUGAUUUUGAGCCCAUGUGUAGGAUGAUCAUAUUCUGACUUCCCAAAAAGAGGAAACGACUACCCGGGGGCGGAGUCACACAAAGUUAAUUUUAGGAGUUUUCGGGUUGGAUCGAGUGUCUUUUACACUCUUCUAACUCCGAACAAUUCCACACAGUCCCCAAAGAAGAGGACAUGUCCAGGUAAAAGAGGACGUAUGGUCACCCUACCAUGUGGCGAUUUCCACUCCAGAGUCCUGUCUGUUUUUUAAUGCAGUGCCUCCUGAGGACCUGAAGACCAGGACCAUCCAGUCCUGGUUUGGUCCUGGUCCUUUUUGUUCAGAGGUCUCUCAAAACUGCCUCAAUCAUAAAUCAGGUGACUCGGACCCUGUCUGGUCUGGUAAACAGUCUCGGCUUCAUCACAGGUGAAGAUAAUAGAACACCUUGUCCCUCAGGUACGAGCUGUUCUCAGGGGGGUGGGAUUAUCUCUGAAAAUACUUCAUCUCAGCUCCAUUACCGGCUUUGUGUUUAAGCAGAGUGGGUAUAUAAACGCUCAGAGAGAUGAGAUGAUCACAGACAGAGAGACUGCAAAAAGAAAGAGAUCUUCUCUUUGUUUUGCAGAUCUUCCUCAGCUCGGAAACUUCCACACAGCUUCUUUUCUUCACUCAUCUGAACCCGCAACAAACUACCUCGCAGGUGAGACUCGAUAUACAGACCGAUAUUUGCUUUAUUAGUUACCUGUGGAGAAAUUACAAACGAAAUUUAAAAUCUAUCAUUACUGUGUAAAUCUAUAAAAUCUGCAAGUAUCUCACAUUUUAAACCAGAGACGUUGUUACGGAUAAGAGUUUUAAACUUUGACUCAAACUUUAAUUCUGAGGUUGUAUUCAGGCGGUGUGGAUUCAUUAAGGGGUCAGUAGAUCUCCAUUAAAAUUUAAGUUCCUCCUAAGUGAUCUGCUGAGGAUGCACUGUUUGGUAGAUAGACCUGAUGGACUAAUUUCCGCUGUUUGCAUCUAAGAUCUGAUUCUUUAUCUUUCCACCUAGAAAUUCAUGACAGUAGGUGAAGUUUGGAGCUGGGCUAGUUUAUGACCUCUUCUCCAAACACGCGUAAAAAAGGAGCCCAAGCACAUCGAGUUGGGAUUUAAAAGCAUCUUUUAAGCUGCUGCUGUCAACUUAAAACAGACUCAGAACAAGCGGUACCAAAGAUUUUCUGUUUUCACAGAGCCCCAAAAUAUCCAACUGGAAUAUAAACGCAGAUACAUUGAAAACUUAAGGAACUAAAACAAUUUUAAAAAGUCUGAAACAAUUAUCAAAACUAUUCUGUCCUGAUUAGAGACGAGGAAAGAUGACUCUGCAUCAGAAAACAUGAGAAAAAGGAGAUUUAAAACGAGACACUGCUCUCCCCUGCUGUCAGACUUCAGUUAUAUUUAUGACACUUUGCAGAGUUGAUGCAUCAAAAAUGUUUUUUUUGUUUGUUUGAGAUGAAGUGUGUCAUGGUAUUAAUUUCAGCUUUGCAGCUCACUUUACAGACAGCUUAACUUCAGAGAUUAGAUGUAAUUAUGACUAAUUAUGAGAGCAGAGAACAUGUGGUAAGAGAGUUAUGGGAUUAGCUCAGGUUUGGUGCUUCAGUCUGCAUUUUUUUUCUUUGCACUGACUUUUAUUCACUUCAUGUGUUGUUUUAACAGAAAUGAACGCUGCAGCACCAACACCCGGAGGCUCCAAGGCCGCUCCCCCAAAGUUCAAGCAGAAGGAGACCCGCCAGUUCAAGAGCAAGGCUCCCAAAGCCGGACAGAAGGGGUGAGAAACACUGAACGAGGUUUUAAUCUCUGUAACAAAACGCAGAUCUUUGUCUGAACUUUUCAUUUUGUUUUACAGAUUUGAUGACGUUCCUGGGAUGGAGGGCCUUGGAGGUAAAUAUUAGUAUAUCAGUUUACAUAUCAAACACAACAAAUGUGGUGUAAAAUAGAAAUUAAGAAAACCAUUUUAAAGGCUCUAAAAUGUCUAAAAAGUCACAUCGACCUGUGUUCGUUUGUGCAGGAGCUGAGGUCAUCUGCCCCUGGGAGGCCUUUGGGGACAUGGAGCUGAGUGACCUGGCCCAGUUUGGCAUCGUGUAGACCCGGUGCCAAAUGGAGAACAGUUAAUUCCUGGUGGCUGCAAUCCAGCUGCUUUUUUUGUGCUCUCCUCGUGAGUUGUUUGUGCGGAGAUGAGCCUGGACGGGUUUCAUUUGAACGGAGGAACAGAGGAAGAAGCUCCUGGACCGCAGCCCCCGAGAAUGACUCUUUCCCGGUCGGCCGACACCUACUGGAAGUUUUUAGCGCCUCUGUCUUCGGUUACACCUUAUUGAGAUCUCAGGACGUCUCUGUUGGGGUCUUGUUGUCCUGUGUAGCUCAGCGUGUGUGUGAAAGUGUAGCACACUGUACCGCUGCUGGAGUUUCACUAAAGGGACAAUCGGCAAACAACUCAGAGUCAAAAUAUUAAAUACACAUUACCUCAAAAACUUCAGCUAAACAACCCAAAUGUGUGUAAAUAUUUUACUGUAAAAAUCUAUCUAUCUAUCUAUCUAUCUAUCUAUCUAUCUAUCUAUCUAUCUAUCUAUCUAUCUAUCUAUCUAUGUAAUCACAUCAUGUAGACUUGUGCUCUGUGUGGUUAUAACUGAAAAUAUUGUAAUAAAAUGUAGUUCAGUCCCAUUAUUUGGUUGAGUCUCUUAAUUUCGAUCAUUUUUUGUUCACAACAUUUUUUAUAAAAACACCCACAGUCCAUCAUAUUUUGACCAGAAGUCCAUAUUUGGUCUUUUCUAUGUUGUAUCGCGGAGACUACACCACUGGUCUAACCUGAACACUGCUGUGGUCAUGGCACCUGUAACCUCCUGAGACCCCGCCUCCUUAUUUGUGGACGUGACCAUAGACUGUAUACAGAAUGGACGCCGUCUGCCUCCUUGAUGAGUAAAGCCACCGUGAGAACAGCACCCUCUGUUGACAGGCUGCAGUAUAGGUCAUAAAUCCCAUCUCCUCCAGCAAUCCCUAUGGAGCUGUGGACAAACUUUAUAAAUUAAUGACACAGAGUUUAAAUGUUUCUCCCCCCUGGUUGUGAUGUUGGCAUGUAGUUACUGUAAGACUGGUUUGUGCUCAAGUCCUCUUUUUUCUGUGCAGCUCCGUUUUUAGAAGUUAUUAGGGGGUUCAUGUUUUCUAUGAUUGACACCUGAUACAGCCUAUGGGCGUACGAAGAUUGCGUAGCUCACCUGGGGGAUACGCUGUUUGAGCCGAGCGUCAUUAAAUUCGACUCUCCCGCCGAAUGUCUACAGGAAGUGGAGAAAAUCUUUGAAAAAAAUGAAAGAAACUCAGCUUCAAAUUCGUAUAAUGACGGAAGGCGGAGCCAAGUUAUCUAUAGUUUAUACAGUCUAUGGAUGUGACAUUUUGGACCAUAAUAAUGAAUUCUGCUGACCUCAGACCCUUUAGCCCCAGUCCUGGACCCUUGGUCUGCCACCCUGUGGUCAUAGAGUAGAAUACAUCCAUCAGUGUUUAUUCAAGAAAAGAUGAUUCAUCAGAGUUUAUGGUUCAAUAUGACUCAUUUUAUCAAAAGUAACACUGCCAAAUAUGCAGUACUGAAUGAGGACAUUGGGACUCGUUUGCCGGCAGAAUGCAUCAAACCAAACCGUCGACACCGUAGCUCCCUGAAUUACCACCUGAUCUAUACCUGUCUGAAUGAUUGACACCAUACCUGACCUUAAUUUAUGACCUAUACACAUGUAUUCUUAUACAUGUUUCUCACUGUUCUGUCUGCUUGUUUGUUGAAACCCCAACCCCACCCCCACCUGUCCUGGUUCUGCUCAGGUGAAAUCACUAAUCCACAAUCAGCAUCACCUGUUCCUGUGAGUUUAAAGUCCUGGUCUCCCCCUUCAAAUUAUGAUACAGGCUGACCACGGAGGUCUACUUAUGGCGCCUGUUCCUCCUGAUUUGACAGAUUUAUUCGUGUAACUGUCCGGCUCUUAUCUUGUAAUCUUAGAUGUUAAUUUUUUAAGUGUUUCGGAGAGCGUCUGAAAGUCUUUUUCCUUUAAAGUCACAUCCAAACCAAAGAGGCAGAGCUGAAACGCCCCAAAAAACAAACUUUAAAUGGAAACUACAAUGCGCUGUGAGAUCCUUUAGCUUCAUGGUGAAUUCAUCUUUAAUAAUUCUGCUGCUAAUCUGACCUUAACAUGAACUCAUAACUCAGCGAGCCCUAUCGAACUCAUGUCACGAAGCUUUUCACAUGCGGCGCAGGCGUCAUAACCACGCAACACCCUUUAUGUGAGCGGGUUUACCCGUCCAGAACUGAGUGUUACAUUUCUGUAUCUGCACUGCCUCUGUCUAAAGGCCGUUAGGUCACAUAUCUAAUCCUGCUAAUAAUACUGAUGGUCCUGAGUGCUGGUGUAUUCUGAGGCAGCUUAGAGAGUAAGCCGACGUGUUCUUUAUCGCAGCUAUGGCAUUGUGUAAUGUUGGUCAUUGUGUAUAUUUACAAAGGAGCACGUAGACGGUAAAAUGACUGAAAUCUGGAAAACAGAGAUUCACUGAGCUUUUGAUAGUCGUCUUAAUUUGCACCUUUCUCUACAGCACAACAUCUUAAAACAUCUGAGAAGUCUUGUCUCAGAAUCAUGACGCACAUCUACUCCAUGCAUUUGUCGCAUCCUGGUUGGAUUGAUACGUUGACUUUAUAUCAGGCUGUUGGAGUCGAUCUCUAAAGACGUUUCAGCUGCUCUGAAAUGCUGCAGAUAGGAGGGAGAUUGAUGAUCCAUAAUCCAUAUUGUCUAUCUAUCCUAAUUAUCUAUUUAUGAACUUUUGCAUCUCUAUUGAUUAUGUAAUUGACUUGUAUUUUAUCUACUGCUUGUAUAUUUAUUAAUAGAUUUUUUAUGGAGGUUUUGUCGUGUGAGUGUGUGGUGAAAUGUGACAAAUAAAGCACUUUGACUUUUGACUUUGAUGGAAAGGUCCCCACAAUUACUCCAGUUGAAGAUUUUAUUCAAACACGAUCUACUGCUCCUGCUGACGGAGAUUUCAGCUUUUUCUUUCGUGAUCCAGAUCGUCGAGUUGUCUCUUUUGUUCGAUGUUCAAACCGAUAAACCUGAUUUUUUUGUUUUUUUCGUAAAUUUGAAUUUGAUGUCUGCAACACACUCCAACAAAAAUCAUGGAAAAAUUGAGGACUGCUUCAAAAAAAACCUGUUUGGAUCAAUCCACAGGUGAUCAGGUUAACUGGAAACAGGUGAGGGUCAUGAUUGGGUAUUUAAGAAGCAUCCACGAAAAACUCAGUUCUCCACAAAUAAGGAAGGAGAGAGGUUUACUACUUUUACUUACUUUUACUUUUACUUUACUACUUUUUUUCUACUUUUACAAACACGAUCAUUUUGGAUACCAGUGAACAACCAUCUGUUUUCAUAUGUCACCCAGCAACCUUCGCGCUAAUCGGUUAUCGUGACGCAAAUAUCCGCUCAAGUUGAGAAAUUUUCAGCUCCUGUCCAAUUUGUGUCAUUCACGCCGCCAGAGUAGUCAGAGCGUCUAAUUGCGUCUUUGCAUUGAUUAAACAUGUAAUUCAGUUGCAUGAAUGAUUUUGCUUGCACUUGGUGUGUGGAGACAUUAACAGUUAACACAGUUGGUCUCAACAUCUACAAGUUUAAACUCUACCAUGUAAAGCCAAAGCCAGUCGUGAACGUGGUCUGAGGGUGUGUCAGCGCCCAUGGUGAGCUCUCAAUGCUGAACGAUGGUCCUACAGGUUUAGGAGCAACAUCUGCUGCCGUCCACCCACGUCUUUUUCAGGGGUGUCUCUGCUUAUUUCAGCCAAGACACUUUCUGUCCAUAGGAUGAGCUGUUGCAUCAUCAGCCCCUGCUGCUGCUGUAAACACGAUCCCCUAAGGCUGAACUCUCAUUAGUGCACAUUGCUUGUUAUGCAAAAGUGUCCUGAGCUCCUGACCGUCCUCUGGGAGAGAGAUUAUUACCCAUAAUCCCUGAGUUUCUCACCAUGCUGAACCUGUAUAUCCUAAAACCAACCCAUAGAAAAUAAAUAACAGCGUAAAUAAGGUGAUUAUCAAUUAUGAAAGAGUUAUACAGCGGACUGAACCAAAGUCAACUCAACAUUUCACAUCAUGAUUUCACAUCUCUGAAAUGUCUGUUUUUUUCUCACUCAGGAAUUUGUUUUAAUAUCAUCUACAAAAGCUCCACUGCUGUUGAAUGUAACUGUUACUAAUAUGAAAACAUAAUAACGUGUUUAAGCACAAACUUAUUUAAAAUAUUGUUUUUUUUAGUCAGAUUUUUGUUUUUGAAUUUUUUCCUUUUCAUGAGACUUUUAUCACAUUUGUAAAAAUAAAAGUGUGAUUUUAUUCCUUUUAAGGUCAAAUUUUGUCACUCUAUAUAUAUUAAAAUCAUUAUAUUUAACAUCUUUUUUUUCAUUCAUUUGAAUUUUUGAAUUAAUAUUUAUUUAUAUUUUAAAUUAAUAACCCAAUUUUUGAUUUCUUACAUUUCCUGUUUUUUUAUUUCAAUUUUUUUUGUCUUUUUUGUCUUUUUAUUGUUCGUCUUUGUUUUUUUCUUUUCUCUUUUGUUUUUGCCUUUUUUUACUUCUUAUAGUUUUUGUUAUUAAAAUGUUUGAUUUCUUGAAAUUUUGUCCUUUUAAAUUUUUUCCCUGUAUGAUUUUUUUAAUGUUUUUUUUUUCUUUUUUGUUUUUUCUCUUUUUCUUUUCCUUUUUUUGUUAGAUAUAUUUCUCAUUUUGAUUUUACCUAAAUUUAUUUAAAAUCAUGUAAUGUAAAGAUAUUUGUCCAUUAAACCUUUCUUAAUCUUUUUGUUUUGCUUUGCUUUAAAAUUGUUACAUCUUUUAUUUUAUUUUUCAAGUGGACUUUUUAUAAUUCAUGUAAUUUCAUGAUUUCUUGCAGUAACAUGAAUAGAUAUUUUUCACUUGUUUUUGCUUUCUUGUGUUUGUUCACUUGUUCUAUCCUUCCACUGAUCCACUUUUUAUCAUUAGUUUUUAAUCAAAACCAACAAAUAAAACUUAAAAACAUCCUGUUACAGCGGUCAGAGUUUCUUUUUUACAGCUCAUAUAUUUUUCUUGUGGUUAUGAUAAACAUGUUUGGUAAACAAAGUCUGCUGGCUCUUCAGAUCUCAUCAUCUGAUGUCAAAUUUGUCUGCUGGGUGAUUAGCUGUGUGUCUGAUCAGGCUUACUCAUAAGCCCACUCUGAAAAUACCCCUCACUCAAUCCUGCAGAUUUGCAGACCCCCACGUUUCAGAUAGUGAUCAGAGGCGAGGGGAUGAGACCGAGACUAUAAAGACAGGAGCGCAGAGACGACGGAGACACAAUAGAGAGACUGCAGGAAGAAAGAGGACUCCGUCUUUGUCUUGCAGCUGCUUUUUUGAAUCCUCUCUGCAAAGAGACUUUUCUUUGACCUCCAGUCAAACCAAAACCAAGUAAGUCGACUUUCUCUGUCUUAUCCUGGAUAGUCACAUUAGUUUUGAUUUUUGUAUUUCUGUUGAUGUUUUGAAUAGAAAUUUGCAUCUUAAACAGGAACAUAUUUCAAAAUAUCUGCACUGUUUUGAAGUCUGUAAAACUGUCUAUAAUGUGUGUGAGUGUACGUGCACAGCUGCAUGUGUGCAAAGUUCAGCCUUAAGAGCUCGUAGACUUUUAAACCAUGAUGUUCGUCACAUGCAAGGGAGAGGUAAUGACCAUGUCCAUGUGGACCACGGUUUGCAGCUUACACACCUGCAGCUUGGCACGCAUGACGGCUCUUUUGUGAAUCACAAUCUCAAAAAAAAAAGAGAGGAAAUAGGGAAAGUAAAGAAUAAAAAUGAGAAACGGGGUAAAGCUCAGACCUGGGGAGAAAAAGCUGAACUUUCUCUGCACUUCUUCAACUGCACGACUUCAAUCCAUCAGACUACCACAGUGAAACCAAUAACCGAGCGACAACAACAGCCUUUGUAGAUAGACAAGGAUUUAGAUCUAUACAAUCAGAUCAUAUAGAUAUAUGAUUACAUAGAUGCACAAUCUGUCAUCCUCAGGCUUUUUGGUUGUUGUUUUAAAUAUCUUUAGCAUUUUUAUUCAUUUAUUCCAAACUAUUUGUUGUAAUUUUUCAAUUAUAUAUAUUCAUCAAGCUAUACAUACAUAGAUAUUUAGAUAUUUAGAGGUAGACACUAUUGCAGGUAAGUUAAGUAAAAGGAAAUAAAACAACAAAAAGUUUAAGCAUAAAAAAAUCACAUCAAAUAUUGAUAGUCAAAUAUUAAUAAUCAUAAGUUUAGCUAAGAAGUCAAAGAUUUAAAGAAAACACAUCAAUAAAGCUAUCAUAAGGAUUAGUUAAAUUGUAAAAUGACAUUUAUUGACAAUAAAAUAGCAAAACAACAAAAUCCAAUCAAAAUAUCUAAAUAAUGAACUUCAUUAAAGGUCGACUAAUUACUUUAAAUUUUAGCUUCAUAUUUGUAAAGAUUUUGUGAUUUUUUUCCUGUUUUUCAUAUUUAGCUUUAAUCUAUUUUACCUGUUAAUGUCUUAGUUUCAGGUACCUCCUCAGUGUGAAUUUGAGUCACAGAUUAAAAAAGUGGGACGAGUCAUAAAAACAAAAAUCCUGUCAGGUAUUCCUGCUGCUAGAAGAGUUCAAUAUGAUCCUCAGAAAAAUAGAUUAUAAUCCCUCCCUGUCCCAGAACAUGAGAUGAUCGAUCAGAUCUUGUUUGGUGUCACUUUAUGAUCCUCAGGUGUUUAACACUGAUCCCUCCUCAUAAAAUCUGACCUUUGAUCCCACCCAAACAGGAUUACAGAGGGUUAAAGCUGAGGGGCUUUCAAAUCAAGGUGGAUUAUUAGUUACAUAAAGACAAAAAAUUACACUUUUUACCUUUUAGAUAUACACAGCUUUGUUAUCUGCAGACUGAAUCCAGAUUUUGAACAUAUUGAUUGUUGGUGCAAACUUCAGAGGAAUUAAAACUGCUGUUAAAACCAGAAAUAUACUCUCGGGAUGUUGAAGUUGAAGGAUGACGCAAAAAUAUCAAUUAUCCUCGAGCUUUUUUUCUGCAAAUUUACACGUGCGUUACUUUUCCCCUCCAAAGUCUCCAGAAUGAACGCCGCAGCAACAGAGGGCUCCAAGGCCGCUCCCCCAAAGUUCAAGCAGAAGGAGACCCGUCAGUUCAAGAGCAAGGCUCCCAAAGCCGGACAGAAGGGGUGAGACGAUUAUUUCACACGAACUGCAUGAGAAGAUUUAGACACCUCCUGACUCUAAAGACGGUUUUAUAUCCGAACUCUCCAGACCUUCAAUCUAGAGGAGUGUGGUGGAAAAUUAUGUUUCUAAAAUUAUGUUCUAAAUCCUGCAGAUUCCUGCAAGUAGAAACAAGAAGACAAAAAAAAAAAAAACUGAGCAUGCAUUUGGAUAGAUUUGUUCUGUUCUCAGUCCCCUUUAGACUGAGAAUGUCUGUUUGUGUUAUUCUCCACUGUGGAAGAUUGCAGGAGCUACAGUCAUAGUUAGGACGCAAUGUCAGCACUGAAUACUAGACAUAAAAACAAAACAACUGAUGAACAUCGGGUUUUCAGGAUUUCAAGAUUUCAGAGCAGUGCGCUGUAGUUUUUGCUCAUCUCUGUGCUCAAACAAAAACCUCAAAACCCACUCAUGAAAAGAAGAAAAAUCACGAGCUAUCACUGCUCACGUUACAUCCUUAAAAAAGAUCAAAAUCACCCACUAAAUCAGGCCGCAACUGUCAGCAGAGGCUGGAGAGGGCCAAUCUCUACAGGGUGUUAUCUCAUGAUUAAUAUGCCCCUCCUAGUGGCCUGUUUGAGUAUAGCAGCGACAACAAAACACUCCUACCGCAUAAAACUCUGUAUUCAAGAUACAAAAUACAUCAUAACAGAUAAAUGAUUAUCUACUUUUUACACAUUCACCCCUUCCUACGGGAAAAAUGAAUUUAUCAGGUGACUUUUGAACACUUAUGCAUCAUUAUUCAGGUCGUGCUCUAACUCUUAAAUGUUCUGUUUUGUUGAAAGGUUUGACAACGACGUCCCAGGGAUGGAGGGUCUUGGAGGUGAGACUUGAUCACAUAUACAUUCUUGGUAUCCAUGUUUUCAGUCUGUGAUAACUCUGGGUUUGUUUGAUCUGUUUUCUUCAGACUCAGCGGUGGUCUGCCCCUGGGAGGCGUUUGGGGACAUGGAGCUGAGCGACCUGGCUCAGUUUGGCAUCGUGUAG
This is a messenger RNA of Xyrichtys novacula (pearly razorfish), 19354 nucleotides long. The record is from the annotation of a GenBank genome assembly. Lineage: Eukaryota; Metazoa; Chordata; Actinopteri; Labriformes; Labridae.